Messenger RNA from Cooperia oncophora, 225 nucleotides. The record is from the annotation of a GenBank genome assembly. NCBI's taxonomy places the organism in Eukaryota, Metazoa, Nematoda, Chromadorea, Rhabditida, Trichostrongylidae.
AUGACAAUUCCGAAGAUGAAAAUCGACACGGAUUUCAAACUCAAAGAAGCGCUGAUAGCAAUGGGAGUAGAUGAGGAGGAAACAACCGCGGCAGCUGCCACAUACUUCGGUGUAGUACCAAUGUCGAUGAUUGUAGCUGAACCGGUGAAAUUCCGAGCAGAUCAUCCGUUUUUGUUCAUCCUUACCAAGGAUAACAAUCCUUUGUUCAUGGGUCAAUUUGCUUGA